AUGCGCAUCUUCUCGGGCGCCUGGCUCUUUGCCGUCACCGCCCAGGCUUCCAUAUCCUCCCUCGCAUCGCUGCGCUGCAGCGGCGGCCUCCUCCCGACGCCCACGUACAACCUCACCCGCGCGCUCUUCACCGUGUGCGCCGAGGAUGUACUCGACGUCCCCAUCCAAGCAAUCUACGAUACCCUCAUCGACUUCAGCCGCUACAGCGAGUGGAACACAUUCGUCGUCAAUGCUGUUCCGCCACCCGGCGUCCAGGGCCCGGAUGAUGUCUAUCACGGAAUGCCGGUCAAGUUCACCAGCGCUGGCAUCAUCCCGCGGUUCAACGCGUCCUCGAACGAAAUCAUCACCCUGCUCGCACCGGAUGUCGAGGAUGCCGAUGGCCAAGGCCGCGUCCGAGCAGCGGUCGCAUGGAGGAAUGAUGACGGGCUCAACGGAUACUUCUUGCCGGCGGAGCACCCCAUCUUUCUGACGGACCUGGGUAACGGGUCGGUGCGGAUGGUAUCGUAUGAGACGUUCUACCUCCCUGGCGCCGCUCUGCUCUGGUUCUCGCAAAGCACUCUGAAAGAGAGAUUUGAAACCCAGGGAAAAGACCUGAAGAAGUACUUGGAGAGAGGUUUGUGA
This is a messenger RNA of Colletotrichum higginsianum IMI 349063, 621 nucleotides long. RefSeq lists its product as uncharacterized. NCBI's taxonomy places the organism in Eukaryota, Fungi, Ascomycota, Sordariomycetes, Glomerellales, Glomerellaceae. The transcript has a single exon. Bases 1 to 621 code for a protein of 206 amino acids. The record is from RefSeq and is a predicted model, not a curated record.